AUGGAGAAGUGCAAUAUUCAAGGAACAGAGAUUGAGUUACCAAUUGAUCUUAUUGAGAACGUAAGUUGGAAUUUUACAACCUGUGUUGUGUAGGGGUAAAUUUUAAUAGAUGUGACAAGGUCUCCAGGCAGUUGUUGAAAGGUAGGUGUCACAACUGACAAUUAAUAUAUUAAAGCUCUCUCAUAUUAAAGUUACCUUCUGGUUUAUAAGACUUGAAGUUUGUGAAAGGCAACUUGCUUACCCAUCUACCUGGGUGGAAGGCACCAACAAGUUGCCACAGGAGAAUUGCAGCAGUAACUGUUUUCGGCACUACCUCUACGUUGGCACAGACCGAACUAUAAUGUCCAACUUAGGUAGCGUCAACAAAUAGGUUUUGUCACACUUAACCGCAUUAGUGCCAUUAAGGGGGUCGGGGGUCGUAGUCUCUGCCGUUAAAAUUACUUUUCCGUGACGAAAACUCGCCUUAAAUUUUUGCUUAUAACGGGAAAAAAUUGACCAAUUCCUUUCAUAUCACAUGAAUAUUAUGUUUUAUUUUAUACUCCCUGUUCACAAUGUGUCUUUUUAAUGGGAACUGCAAGAAUCUAAAUCUGCACAGAAGCUUUUCCUUUCAGGUACAUACUUUAAUACAACUUGGAUUUUGUGUCAUGCUGACUUAGGCCACGGACCAUGCUGCUAAGGGGGGAGGGGGUUGAGGCCUUAACAGCACAAAUGCCGUUAAGGCGGAUCUCCACUAGACGAUUUUUAUGACGAUCGUCUGAAAAAUCCGCCACGAACAUGCGCAGUAGGAAAUGAAUGAUCGUAAAAGAGAUCGUCAAGCGCUCGACGAAAAGGAGAAACUAGUUCUACUUUUCGUCGAGCGCUUGACGAUCAUCAUAUUUUCAACCAAUAAGAUUCCGCGCUGUUUUUCUUGCUGCUAGUACAUCUCCACUUGUCUCUAAAUUGUCACAAAUUUUUAUGAUGAUCGUCAUAAACAUCGUUUCGAAAAUCAUCUAGUGGAGAUCUGCCUUUAAGCGUGACAAAACCUAUUUCUCCCUUAUACUGCAAAUUUGUAACAACUUUAAUAAAUAAGACAUAAAGGCAUUUUUUAUGCUACAUAAGCAAGCACAUGAUUAUUUUUACAAUGCUGUAUAAUUUACUGUUCGUGUUUACUGUUUUUAUUCAGCUAGCAAAGUUGAUUGCAUUUCCAGGGUACCCCUAGACUGUGAUUAGUCCCUCAGGAGAAAGGAGGGACUGCCAACAACACAUCAAGAAACGAAAUAUGUGUUGCCCACACAACGCAAAAUUCUCAUUGGUCGAAAUUAAUAUGCUUAUCAAUCAAAUAUGAUAUCAUUAUGUAGUAAUUAUGCUAUAAAUAAUUUCCAGACUUGAAUGUUGAUGUUAUAAAUAAACAAAGCCUGCUUAAGUGAGCAGUUCCUAUUGGAUAGAUCUAAUUGGAUAGAACUAAUGAUUAUGGAAAAGCAGAGCCAACUUGACAAGAGUGAAAAGUGGGUGUAUUUUGUUUCUUGAUGCAUUGUCGGCAAUCCCUCCUUUUCCUUCUCACACCCAGGAAUAAGAUGAUGAAAACUGUCAAGGACUGCAGACGUAUAUGGCAGUCAAUUUGCUGUUUACAAGUGCACCAAGACUUAAGCUUAAUGUGUAGGCAUUGUAACAAAUUAAGAAUUUCACUGUUUACCUCGGCCGAAAAAUUCUAUGUACAAUGAGUUACUUAAUAUAUACAUUUAUUUAUUAGUCUUGUGAGUAGUUCAAUUAUCACCAAAGCCUUUCUGAAAACUAUAGAAAUUAUUCUUGAUAAAGUUAUGAAAUUAUAUUAAACUAUAACAUGUGAAAUAGACAUUGGCAUUUAUACCGUUAUAAACAAGAACGUAAAAGACAAGGCUGGCAAGUAUAGCAAUUCUUGACAAACCUUCAAACCAAAAAGGAUCUACUUACCAACAUCAACUUUUUCAAAGAAGGUGUUGCCAGGUUGUAUUAUAAUAUUAUGUUUCUCGAGAAAUCUGGUGAUCAGCCCAGCAUUUCAAAAACACACUUAGAAGACGAAUCUGAAGUCGAAGGGACAACAGCAAAAAGAGUAUUAAACAGUUUCCUGUCACGCAAGCUGAACGCGAUGCCUUAGAAAGCGCAAUUGAACUUUCCAACGCUAUUGCCUAUUGGGAACGCUAUAAAUUGGGCAAAGAGUCAUCAAAAGAUGUAAGGAGGCUAGCAACGGAAGCAUUUAAACAACAUAGUGCUGAGCACAGAAGAUUGGUUGAAUUAAUCUAUCUUCUAGACAGUUCUAUGCUCAGCACUAGCAUUGCCAGCAGAAUCCUCGAGGGAAACAUCAAGGGGAACAUCGCUUGUACUGCAGGUAAAUCCUGUAGCUCUUUCAGAUAGAGUACGAAUCUGGAUCAGCUUUAGAUAUAUGUACAGGAUUUACUUGCAGUAUAAGCGAAGUUUUCUGUUUGGCUAGAUGAAAUUUACUGUACAAACAUCAAGAUGGGUCUUUUGAACUGACCAAAAAUAAAGAACGGCAAGACAUUUUAUCAUCCACUGCUCAACGACCACGCACUUAAACGAAAAAUUGAAAGAAGAAAAUUCAGGUCCCUGGUACCGGAAUCUCUCCACAGGUAUUUUCCAUUGCGCGUUAACCAAUAAAGGAGAAAUAAUAUCAAUGACUGCAAGUUUAGAUAAUCUGAAGAUCAUUAGGAAAAGCUGCGAGAGCGAGUUGUUUUGUACCAUUCCUAGUUCAGAAAAUGAUAGCGGUGGCCUGAACAAAGCUGUUUUGUUGUCGAUAAAAAAUGAUAACGUAUACAUAUACAUCGUCGUGCCGGUGAUGGAAAUCCCACACCACUAUAUGAAAGUAUUCCUCCUCCUCCUCGAUAUAAAUUAUUGACCUUGGAUGCGAGUGGCAAAGUAAAAGCGGACAAAUUUGUUGAUAUAAUUGAAACACUAGGGCAUGGUCCACAAAUAAAUGCGACCAAAGAUGGCACAAUCGUUAUCUACAGUGGUGCAUAGGAGGAACACUAUAUAUGUAUAUCUGCGACAUGCAGCACAAACACCAGGCAAGACUACAAAUUUAUUCCGACUUUUAAAGAUGUAAAUCUCCAUGAGAUUAUGAUGUAAAUCUCCAUGAGAUUAUUAAAUUUAGCUUCACUGUAUUCAAUUUGCACUUUUGUCUUUUUUUAAAAAAGGUGAAACAAAUUUUUUUAUGUACAUCAUUACAACGAAUGGUAAUCUAAAACGUACAAUGGUUAUGCAAAUACCUUCAGGUAUUUUCACAAUUUAUUCAAACCUCUUUUGGCGGUGUAGGCUGAGUAUCAACGAAACAACUUUUGCCAGUUUUCAAAGUAAUGAUGAUCAACCGCACACCACUAUCUUCAAAUUGCAUUGUGAAUUGCUCCGUCAGUUUAAUCAUGCCCUCUAUUAACUAUGGUUUAAUACUCUGCAUUGUGAUCUACGGCUGAUAUCACAUCCAAACAGGUAUAUCGCUUUGGUUGGAUUAAAAGCAUUUCUGCUUAAAUCUAACGUUAAAGUACUGGCUAGCUGCAGUAUACUGCGUUCGCGUUCCAGAAAAAAAUUGGCGACAAUUGAUAUUCGCAAUACAGUAAUUGUUUUCAGAUAUAAUUAAUUGUAGUUUUGAACGCGCGUUAGGAAGACAUUGGAAACGCGAAUGAAGUGUAAGGAUAUGUAUGAGUAGUAUUGUGUAAAAAUCAUUAAAAAUAUUAAAAUCGCUAAAAGUUAAUGAAGAUAAUUACGGGAACCACUCAUUAUUUUUAUAAAAUACAAAAGAACAGUAACUCCGAAUAACAUUUUGUUUUGAUUUAUUGAAUCUAUGUUUCGACUAGAUUGUAGUCAUCUUCAGGAUUAGUGUAAGAUUACAAAUACAGCUAUAUAUAAAGAGAAGAAAGGCGGAGCUUAAUGUCAGUGAAAUAUGAUCAAUUCUUUAGAUGCUUUAGCGCCAUGGUUUAGUUCCGGGUUUCGCCUCCGUAUAGCAAGAGACUCUUUAUACAAUAACAGAGACCAGUGAUCAGACUUGUCAAUUAUUUUACAGUUGUUGAAAAUUAAUUGAGUAAUAUUAGUGUUUAUAGGGUUAGAUGCGUCAGGUGAGAGUUCCAUAAGAGUUUUAAUGUAUUGAAAAUGUUCACAGGAGUUGAUGUUGGCGUUGAUCUCGGAGUUUUCGCGCGUACUAUGUUCUUGUAAACGCGUGUAGAGAAAUAAGAAACUAUUCAAGAUCAACACAUUUCUCUGAGACAGCUCAUGCAAGACAGCCCUGUAUGAACACAAGUUAUCAAUCACUUCCCAAACGACAUGGUUUAAAAAUGCCAAAUUAAAGUACCACGCUCAACGACCCAAUGUGGACAAGAAAUUGUCACAAAUAUCUGUACGCCAAGAACGCAAAUUUCAAUCCCUCCUGAAAGAACAUGCUAUAUCUAUUUGCUAUAUCUAUGGCCUAGCUACUCGACCGAACGAGUCUGAUGUCAUCGCGUCGGCUGAAUCAAUAUGGGACCAGCUUAAGAACCAAAACCUUCUACCAGACAGCUUCAUCAAACAACAGAAAAUCAAAGCAUCAAUCAAAGCACUGAGCACUCGCCUGCAAUUUCCUGGAUUUUGAUGACCGUCAGUUGAACGUUGAUCAUAAACGCAUCAAAAUCCUGAAAGACCUCCGCAAGAAAUACGCCAUCCUAAAACCUGACAAAGGCAGCGGUGUUGUUAUAGUUAACAGAGAAGACUACAGAAAUUGUAUGACGGGUCUCUUCGCUGAUGAAACCAAAUUCAAUAAACUCAAAUCAGAUCCUAUACACUCACUCAACUAACAACCCUUCAAAACUACCUGAGAACAAUUUACAAACGCGGUGAAAUUACAAGUGAUGUUUUCUCAGAAGUACAACCUCAAUCCACCCAACCAGCCCGAGCACAUGGCCUUCCCAAAACCCAUAAGGACUUUGAUACAUUACCACCUUUCCGUCCCAUCAUUGACACCACUGGCACUGCCUACCAACCGAUUGCCAAAUACCUCGCUAGACUACUCAAUCCUCUAACCAUGAACGUCCACACAUUAAAAGACAGCUUUGAAGCAGCCUCUCGCAUCCGGAACAUACCACAAAACCUAUUCAGAGACGGGUAUAGAUUUGUUUCGUUUGACGUUAAGUCCCUAUUUACGAAUGUGCCCCUUAAGAAAACCAGCAAUUUAAUUCUAGAUAGAAUUUACAACAAGAAACAACUUAACACAACCCUAAAGAAACGAACGUCGAAGAAACUACUGCUUGACUGUUGCACCAAGACUCCCUUCUCGAUAAACGGCGAACUCUUUAAACAAGUCGACAGCGUAGCAAUGGGUUCUCCACUUGGCCCUACCCUUGCCAACAUCAUCAUGACUAACUUCGAAGAUGAAAUUGUACGCCAAUUAAUCGACUCGAACAUUAUCAAAUUUUACGCCCGCUAUGUUGAUGAUACUUUAUAUAGUCCUCGCUAAACCUUCUGAUAUCCCGAAAAUAAUACAAACGUUUAACUCAUUUCACCCUCAAACAACGUGCAAUUUCUCGACCUAAAGAUCAAUACCUCGGACAUAACUACUUUUCGCAAGAUGACACAUACCGGCCAAUACACACACUUAUCAAGUUUUACCCCAUGGUCACGCAAAACAGCAUGGAUUAGAGCCAAAGUGAACCGCGCAUAUAAAAUUUGCAGCAAUCCACAGCUACUGCGUACUGAACUCAAGGCCAUCAAAGAAUUUAUGUCCUGGAACGGUUUCUCUCAUAACCUUGCUAAUAAGCUAAUUAAAUCCUUUACACCACGCACAGAAACACAUAAUAAUACCACGCACGUCGACCAAGCAGAUAGUACUACCCCAGACAACCUACCCAAGAUAUGAAUAAGACUACCAUUCAUUGGCAAUUAUGGCAACACCUUGACAAAGAAGUUUAUGAGUAAAACACGCCGUUUGCUAAAGAGUCCGUGUAAGUUUAUUUUGAACUGGCGAAGCACGAACUCGAAUUGCUUCCUGUCAUGCAAAGACAAGACGCCGGACGAAUAUAAAAGCUCCGUGGUUUAUGAAUUUUCAUGUCCGGGCUGCCGAAGCGCUUAUAUUUGCAAAACGGACCGCUGUCUCUACACGCGUUUAAAAGAACAUAGUACGCGCGAAAACUCCGAGAUCAACGCCCACAUCAACUCCUGUGAAUAUUUUCAAUACAUUAAAACUCUUAUGGAACUCUCACCUGACGCAUCUAACCCUAUAAACACUAAUAUUACUCAAUUAAUUUUCAACAACUGUAAAAAAAUUGACAAGUCUGAUCACUGGUCUCUGUUAUUGUAUAAAGAGUCUCUUGCUAUACGGAGGCGAAACCCGGAACUAAACCAUGGCGCUAAAGCAUCUAAAGAACUGAUCAUAUUUCACUGACAUUAAGCUCCGCCUUUCUUCUCUUCAUAUAUAGCAGUAUUUGUAAUCUUACACUAAUCCUGAAGAUGACUACAAUCUAGUCGAAACGUAGAUUCAAUAAAUCAAAACAAAAUGUUAUUCGGAGUUACUGUUCUUUUGUAUUUUAAUGAAGAUGUACAGUAAGCUUGGUUGCAGGCAUUUCAAGAUAAUAAGCAUAAGUUACAAUGAUUGUAAUAAGCAUAAGUUACUUAAUUGUUUAUUAGCAGCAGUUCUUAUUUAAGCAUGGAUGUUAUAAACAUUUUGGAUACAUAUACAAAACAUAUAAAACAGUAUAAAUAUGCAAGGUUCAGUGAGUUAACUACAUGCUGAUAAUCAUUGAAAUAUAUUGGACACUUGAACUACCUUUGAAUAUCUUACCAAUGCACCUUUCCUGAAAGUACGUCACUUUUGGCUAUAUGCGCGGGCGCAUCUACAGCGACAUUAACAAUCAACAAACGUCCAAUGUAUAAUGCUGGGAAAGUACCAACCAACCCAAGGGUUGGUGCGACGGUGGGAAAAAUUUACUAAGGCAGCACGAAAGUGAAUUAUUAGCCUAACUCGUGAUCUAUUGCCACUCUAUAAGGCAGCGUAAAUGCAUAAUAUACAAUAUACAGUGUAUAUCAGACACCCCUACACUCAUGAUCGAAGAAGAAGAAGAAGAAGAUUUAUUACCAAUGACAAAAAUAAUAAAAAAAGAAUACAAUAUAAAUAUAACAAAUUAGGCAAACGGCCAACUAAAGUAGUCACGACGGACAAGCCUAGCUAGACUAUACAUACAGUGUAGACUAGCUUGAUGUUAAUUAUUUUUAUUCAUAAAUUUAUGAAACGAAGGCAAGUUACGACGAAUAGAACCUUAUGCAAGACGCCUGCAAUUUAGAUUUUAUGAGAAGUACUUAAAUCUUAAUUUAAAUAUAUUAGUAUAUACAUGCAGUUUAUUAAAAAAAUUAAAUGGAUGAAUUAUUGAAGAAAGAGAAAGUAAAGGGAGAUGCAAGACAUGCAUGCAGGAAGUCAAAUUUAAAACUAGACGCAGAGAGACACGCAGAGGCGAUGCUCGGGACAGACAGACGGAUGUGUGGAAAGAUGGACAGACAGUCCAUGUCCUGUAGAAAGGGCAGUCCCAUACCAUGGACAAAUCAUCAUGACUGUCUGAAGAUGUAGGAAAUAGAAAUAGAAAUAGGACUAGUUUCUCAAAAUGCAUUCAUUUGAAGGCUUUGUCAUAAAAUGCUUUUUUAUGCCUUUUGGGCAACACUGUAUAUGCAUGGUCUAGUCUAACAUUUCAUUUCUUUAGCCUGAAAUUUUCUCGCAUGUGCUGAGUCUGGAUACUUGGAACUGUGUUCUAACACCAGAUGACCGAAAACAUUUAAAGGUAAAGUAUUUGGUUAUUGAAUGAUCAUUUGUUUAUUUGGCACAUACUAUGGCACAUUUAUUUGCUAAAUCGAAACAUUCUGAUAAACGCCGGUCGUAUUUUAUGUUACGACAUUUACAAAAUAAUAGCCUGCAGAACAUACAGUAGUUAAUUGUGCUCAAAUCAUUGUUUCUGGUAGACCAGAUCAAUACUGCAUUUCUUGGUUUCAAAGAUGGUAUUAAUGACAAUUUUUUAUAUUAGAAUCAUCACAUAUAGAUUUCUAAUGAUAUCUUCAAACAAAUAACAUGUUUUUGUUGCCCCGGAGCAAAGUGUCCCUGCUAGGCGAGUGCCCCUGUCUACAUAGGCGAGUCACUAAGGUCAAGACUCAAGACUUCUCCCCGGACAAGUAAAAUAUAAUGUGAACAUCGCUACUGUUUCAUUAAGGAUCCAAGACAUUUUUUCCCCCGGGAGAAUUGCUUGCCCCGGGACAUAUAUAAGGCUGUCCCACAGGUAUAGUGUGACUCGUAUCUUGAGUUGUUUACAAUAUAUUUUAAUUGGAUAACCUUUCUCUAUUUCCUAAAAUUGUUUGCUGGGGAAUGUUUCGGGGCAAAUCAGGCGUUUACACAAUAUUGUUUGAAUACUAAUCAAGUUUAACAUGAAAUCUUUCUAGAAAUUUCUCCCUGUUUUACCAACUGAUUACCCUCAUGCUCAAGAAGAGAAUCUGAGGUACUUGUAAUUUUAAGCCGCUGUUAUGUGCUUGUAGUACAUAAGGCACUUGCAUGUGAGAUAUACUUGUAGUUGGCCAGAUGUUGUGAAACCCGCUCAACGAAUGAUCACUGCCUGAAAUUGUUGGAAGGGGAAGUAGGUGUGCUUGUGCUUGCAUGGCUCGCCCUAUGUUAGCAUAAGAACAUUUAAAUUUGUCCUAUAUCUGUAAUCAGAUUAGCAAAUGGGACUGAUUAUCCUCAACUUGUACAACUAGUGUCGUUUCUUACCCUCUUCAAUUUUACAGAGCAUGAAAUGUUCGACAUGAAACAACUGAAUACUGUUCUGACGCUAAUAAUGUUUAAACCCUCUGACGAAGAAAUGGUUCAGAGUUUGACAAGAAUGUGGUAUUCGUGACCCUGUCAGACUUAGAAAACCCAAAGGCUGCUACUGUUUUGUUAAUAUGAGGAAUUAACGGCCUUAUUGGCGAGAUUUUAAUUUUGUUCAUCGAUGGCGAAAUAUUGCAAUGGAAUGUUAAUUCUCCUCCCAUUUUAACGAAAACCUUUUUAAUAGAGGACAGAACGAAGAGAACAAUAAUUACAAGACUCGCACAAAACCUUUAGUUAUGUCAGUAUUAUCGUAUUCAUGCAUAUUGCAUGUAGAAUUAAUGCUAAUAAAAAGACAUUUUUGCAGGUCUCUCUUUGGUGGGGAAAAUUUUAAGUUUGGAAACCCAUUGGAAACUUUCCAAAAGAAACUUCAAGGUAUUGUAAAUGUUUGUAAAACUUUUAUAGAAACAUUAACCUAUCAAACAAACUGG
This is a messenger RNA of Paramuricea clavata, 9255 nucleotides long. The record is from the annotation of a GenBank genome assembly. Lineage: Eukaryota; Metazoa; Cnidaria; Anthozoa; Malacalcyonacea; Plexauridae.